Messenger RNA from Symbiodinium natans, 594 nucleotides. NCBI's taxonomy places the organism in Eukaryota, Dinophyceae, Suessiales, Symbiodiniaceae. The record is from the annotation of a GenBank genome assembly.
AUGAGCAUGCAGGUGGAGUUCCCGUUGAUCUACCGCGACCUCCCUUCGGCAUACGGGCUUCGCGGCUACUUCCUCUGCUGCAGGGGCUGCGAGCCUGCCUGCUUCUGCCAGGAGCUCGAGGCUUUCACGCAGGUGAACCCCACGGCGGAUGGAUCAGUGGCGCUGCCACGGCGAUGCCACAAGAUGUGGCUCUUCAAGCAGCCGAUCCGGAGAUAUGAUCACUACUGCCGCUGGCUCACGAAUGCCGUGGGCCUACUGAACCAUCGAGCACCCCCUGAGUUUGUGCUCAUGCUGAUUGGCCUGCUGGUCAUCGGCACUGCUGGAACCCUCGUUGACUUCGUCCUGCUGGUCUGGACGUCUAGCGAGGGACAUCACUUUACUGGCUUCUUGCUGAUCAUGCACCUCACGUACUCGGUCAUCCUCACCCUCUUGGCUGGCCCAAUCCUGCGGCUGCAUCUUACCUUCGUCUCCAGGAACGAGCUUGCCAACGAGUACAAGCACAACUUGUUCUACAUCAUGAGGGAUGCGCCGCAGGGCAGGGGAAAGAGGGAAUCUCUGAGAGGGGGUUCGGGGAGCGGGGGCCCUAAACCCUAA